This is a messenger RNA of Ananas comosus (pineapple), 2025 nucleotides long. RefSeq names its product acyl transferase 7-like. The record is from RefSeq and is a predicted model, not a curated record. The transcript has 2 exons. Lineage: Eukaryota; Viridiplantae; Streptophyta; Magnoliopsida; Poales; Bromeliaceae. The coding region runs from base 106 to 1383 and encodes 425 amino acids.
CCCCACCCUCACCACCCCCAAGCUGGUUAGCUCCCUCUAAAUUAUCACACAUACAAAUUAAACCUCUCAAUUAAUACUUAAUUAGAACUCCUCCAAUAUUAUUCAAUGAGCACCGCUGUGAAGAGGGUCUCCCAGGAGGUGGUGGCCCCCGCGGGGCCGACACCCUCCGGCCGCCUCCGCCUCUCAUGGCUCGACCGAUACCCGACCCAGCGGGCGCUCAUCGAGUCGCUGCACGUGUUCAAGAACGGCGGGGGCGACCCCGCGAAGACGAUAAAGCGCGCGCUGGAGAAGACGUUGGUUUUCUACUAUCCGAUGGCGGGCAGGCUGGCGGAGGGGGAGGAGGGGGAGCUGCAGGUCGACUGCACCGGCGAGGGGGUUUGGUUCGUGGAGGCCACGGCCGAGGCCACGUUGGAGGACGUGGACUACUUGGAGUACCCUUUGAAGAUACCCAAGGACGAGCUCUUGCCUCACCCCGUCCCUAAAUUGGAUCCCUCCCAAGAAGAUAAACUCAUUUUACUUGUCCAGGUGACCCGAUUCAGCUGCGGUGGGUUCGUGGUGGGGUUCCGGUUCAGCCACGCGGUGGCGGACGGGCCGGGCGCGGCCCAGUUCAUGGGCGCGGUGGGCGAGAUCGCGCGCGGCGCCGCGGGGCCCACCGUGGAGCCGACGUGGCUCCGCGAGGCGAUCCCGGAGCCCCCCCGCGGCGCGCCCCGCGGGCCCCUCCCCGCGGCGACGGGCGUCCGCCUGGAGUACCUCGCCAUGGACAUCGCCGCCGACUACGUCAACCGCUUCAAGGCCCAGUUCCUGGCGCUGACCGGUCAGCGCUGCUCGGCGUUCGACGUGCUCAUCGCGAAGGCGUGGCAGAGCCGCACCCGCGCCCUCAGCUUCGGCUUCGGCUUCGACCGGGGCUCCCCCGUCCACCUCUGCUUCGCCAUGAACGCGCGCCCCGUGCUCGCCCCGAAGAUCCCCGCGAGCUGCGGCUUCUACGGGAACUGCUACUACAUCAUGAGGGUCUCGGCGCCGAGCGAGAGGAUCGCGAGCUCCCCGAUCGUGGAGAUCGUGAAGCUCGUCAAGGAGGGGAAGAAGCGGCUGCCCGCGGAGUUCGCGCGGUGGGCCGCCGGGGACGCCGCCGGGGACCCGUACCGGAUCACGGCCGACCGGAACACGCUGCUCGUCUCGGAUUGGACCCGCCUGGGCUUCGCCGAGGUCGACUACGGCUGGGGCCCGCCGGUCCACGUGGUGCCGCUCACCAACCUCGACUACAUCGCCACGUGUAUCCUCGUCAGGCCCUCCGCGCACAAGCCCGGUGGGGCCCGCCUCAUCACGCAGUGCGUUACGCCCGAGUGCGUGGCCGCGUUCCACCAGAGCAUGAUGAGCUUGGAUUAACAAUUUAAGCAUGGAUUGAUUAAUAGUAACAAAUUAAUUAAGAAUAUUAAUCACACAUUACACAUGAUAAGAAAAGAAUAUACGUAGUGUUGUUGCGUUUGUGGAAAUUGUGCAAAUGCGCCCCGCGCAUCCGUUACCUAUAUAUAUAUAUAUAUCUGUCUCAUCUUAUACUUCAAUAUGCAUGUAGGUAGUAGCCAGCGGUCGUCAUCAUUGAACCCUUUAGAUUCCUAAGUAGUAAGAAAAACUGUAGCUAUUAUGAAUGGCGGCGACUGAUCGAAGUAUCGUACUAGCUAGCAUAGUACGUGUGAUUCCUUUUAGAAAAAGAAGGGCUUGUUUGGUAUAGUUAGGAGAAAAGGUGGAGGGUCGACUAAUUGAGUUCUUUAGACUAAAGAAAAGCAAAAUGGUUGACUGUAAGGAGGCGUACGUAAUUAGCUAGGUUGUUGUUUGCCAGGUAAUUAAUUGUAUUGUUAUUUUGGGGGGUGCUAGCUAGAGAUUCCUUUGGAUAUUAUACCAUGUCCUAAUUUUUCUUAGUUAUGUUUUUUUUAUUCUUUUCUUUUAUAUUUCACUAUUGUGUGUAACUGGGUGGAAAGCCACCACUGUCUCUCUCAAUCAAUUUAUCAACGGAAAAGUUUGUACUUUAUA